Lepus europaeus (European hare) is the source of this 737-nucleotide messenger RNA. It is a transcript of the gene CSTA, whose product is annotated as cystatin A. Gene Ontology annotation, molecular function: cysteine-type endopeptidase inhibitor activity. Bases 397 to 696 code for a protein of 99 amino acids. The transcript has 5 exons. Lineage: Eukaryota; Metazoa; Chordata; Mammalia; Lagomorpha; Leporidae. The record is from RefSeq and is a predicted model, not a curated record. Gene Ontology annotation, cellular component: cytosol.
CCCCCGGCCGCCGUCAGGGGAGCUCUGGGAAACCUUCAGCGCCCGGCUCCGACGGCAAAGGAAGACCUUUCUCUCUGUCUCUCUCUCUCACUGUCCGCUCUGCCUGUCAAAAAAAAGAAAAGAAAAAGAAACCUUCAGCGCCUCUCCAGAAACAGACAGACUCUGACAGAGAGAAGUCUCCAGCCCCUGGUUGCUCCUCAAAUGCCUUCUCUUCACCUGAACGCUCACCUAUAUUGCUGAGUGUGCUACUAAUCUUAAAGAAGAGAUGAGCGUGUGACCUCCUUUGGUCUUCCUGGAGAGGCGGAGCUUGUGAACACCUUUUAAAAACCCGAGACUCCACCUAACCUGAACACUUGGGUUCCAGCAACCUGCUCGGCAGAGAAGCAAUUAGCCAAAAUGAUACCUGGAGGCUUAACUGAGGCCAAACCUGCCACUCCAGAAAUCCAGGAGAUGGUUAACAAGUUUAAAACACAGCUUGAAAAAGAAACAAAUGAGAGUUAUGAAGAAUUUGAAGCUGUGGAGUACAAAACUCAAGUAGUUGCUGGAAUAAAUUACUACGUGAAGGUCCGAGUAGGUGAAGACCGUUAUAUUCACAUGAAAAUAUUCAAACCUCUUCCUGGACAAAAUCAGGAUUUGGUUCUUUCUGCUUACCAGAUUGACAAAAGCAAGAACGACGAACUGAUAGGCUUCCAGUAGCAUGUUCCCAAAGCGGUUUGAUUCCAUGCACCGGCUAUUGA